Scutellospora calospora is the source of this 417-nucleotide messenger RNA. NCBI's taxonomy places the organism in Eukaryota, Fungi, Glomeromycota, Glomeromycetes, Diversisporales, Gigasporaceae. The record is from the annotation of a GenBank genome assembly.
CAAGACAAAGAGUCAUUAAUGAAGACUCUAGAAAAAAGUUCUUUAAUAGAAUCCUUCCCAUGAGUAUAAAUUCUACAUUUUCAUCAGAUUCUUCUUCACUUUCACCAGACUUAACAAUUUUGCUUUUGGAUGAUAAUAUUCUCUAUGAAAAUUUUACUGCAGCAGAUAUAAAGCAAAAGCAGCUACAUUAUCUACCAGAUUCAAUACCUGAAGAUGACUUGCAUUACCAGUCAUUUGAAGAUAUAUAUGGUAACCGAACAACAGAAAACUAUAGGCCUUCAUUGGUAAAAUCCAGAACAAAAACAAAGACAAGUAAAGCAAAAACCAAACAUACUAUGCCAUUUAUGCAAAGAAGCUUUCCAAAAAAAGAUAAAGCUUUAUUGAAACAAUUUUUAGAUACAAUUUUUUAUACUUGUG